GGAAACAAUAUAAAAGCAGAAGGGGAGCUGCUGGAACACUGCAGAAGGCUGACUGGCUGGAAGACACGCUGAACACCAACAAGACACCAUCAAACACAGUUUUAAACUCUACUAAAGGUGGACAGAGACUCGUACAAGACUACAAAGGACAAUGUCUUACGGGGACAUCAUGAGAGCUGACACAACUGGUGCGGGACCAGAAACAUCUCGGCAAGACAACUUGAGUGUCACAGGUGUGCCGGCGUCUCACGCCAUGGCACAAACAGAUCUGUCCAGAAUGAACCAGUACAAGUCCAUCAUUACCCAAGUGGGAAAUGAAAAGGGAAUUGCUCCUGCUCUCAUUGCUGGCAUCGUCUCCAGAGAAUCCAGGGCUGGGAAUACACUGAACAAUGGCUGGGGUGACGGUGGCAACGGCUGGGGCCUCAUGCAGGUUGAUAAGCGGCAUCACACACCUCAAGGUGGAUGGAACAGUAAGGAACAUCUGUCUCAGGGCACAGCUAUCUUGAUUGAUUUUAUAUUAGCAAUCAGAAGCAAGUUUCCUAACUGGACUGCAGAACAGCAACUCAAAGGUGGGAUAGCCGCCUACAACUUCGGGGUCAGAAAUGUGCAAACUUUGGCUGGAAUGGAUAUUGGCACUACUGGUAACGACUAUUCCAGUGAUGUUGUUGCCAGAUCUCAGUGGUACAACACCAAUGGAGGCUUUUAGGGGUGAAAACAAUGCAAUGAAGAAAGCCCUCGUCAACACUCAAUAAACAUGAUGCAAAAUAAAACCA
This is a messenger RNA of Nerophis lumbriciformis (worm pipefish), 773 nucleotides long. Its product is annotated as lysozyme g-like. The record is from RefSeq and is a predicted model, not a curated record. Gene Ontology annotation, biological process: defense response to Gram-positive bacterium; peptidoglycan catabolic process. Gene Ontology annotation, molecular function: lysozyme activity. NCBI's taxonomy places the organism in Eukaryota, Metazoa, Chordata, Actinopteri, Syngnathiformes, Syngnathidae. Gene Ontology annotation, cellular component: extracellular region.